AUGGAGCCCACAACUGACAGCAGCAAGUCUUGGUGUCUGGGAUCUGCACUUUUUGUGUGUGCUCGAUGCUGCUCAAACUCUGGGAUCCUUUAUAUCCCUGGCGGGCUCCUUCUCCUUGCCGUCAUCCUUUCUCCUUCCUUCCCCCAUGCCAACCCCACCACCACCACCAACCAAUCCUCCCCAAUCUCCUCAAAAGCCUCCAACUGUGCUCUUUCUCCUGCUCCCCUCUCUCAACUGGCCCUGGAGCAGGCCCUGCAAGUGUCCACUUCACUCCAGGCCUCCCAGUCUCUCCAAGUUUCUGCUAUCACCAUCACCCUUCCUCCCUCGCCUGCCUCAGGUGACCACAGGCCUCGGCUACCAUCUUCUCCCAUGGCUCCCGUCUCCUCCGCUUCGCCUAUUUCCUGUCCAGUUGUAAAGUGUCCUCGGGGUGCUACCCCCAUUGCCAAAAAAGCAUUUCAAAGGGAAGGAACAUACCAUUGUUGCCCCCUCCCCCCCAAGGCCAUCAGCAAGCAUGGGCCCUUUGGCCUCCUCCAUUUCUAG
This is a messenger RNA of Suillus clintonianus, 540 nucleotides long. RefSeq lists its product as uncharacterized. The transcript has a single exon. Bases 1 to 540 code for a protein of 179 amino acids. The record is from RefSeq and is a predicted model, not a curated record. Lineage: Eukaryota; Fungi; Basidiomycota; Agaricomycetes; Boletales; Suillaceae.